Sphenostylis stenocarpa is the source of this 990-nucleotide messenger RNA. The record is from the annotation of a GenBank genome assembly. NCBI's taxonomy places the organism in Eukaryota, Viridiplantae, Streptophyta, Magnoliopsida, Fabales, Fabaceae.
AUGGAAGAAAGCAAAGGAAGAGUGUGUGUUACUGGUGGUACAGGUUUUAUUGGUUCAUGGAUUAUCAAGACCCUCCUUGAAAAUGGUUACUAUGUAAACACCACUGUGAGACCCAAUUCAGCAGAAUACAGGAAAGAUGUUAGCUUUCUUACUAACUUACCUGGAGCAUCCGAAAGGCUACAAAUUCUGAGUGCUGAUCUCAGCUAUCCAGAAAGCUUCAGUGCAGCCAUUGCAGGGUGUAUUGGAGUUUUCCAUGUUGCUACCCCAGUUGACUUUGAAUUAAGGGAAUCAGAAGAAGUAGUGACCAAAAGAUCCAUUGAUGGUGCACUAGGUAUUUUGAAGGCAUGCAUUGAUUCCAAGACUGUGAAAAGAGUUGUUUACACCUCUAGUGCCUCGGCUGUGAGUUCCAAUGGCAAAGAAGAUAUGAUGGAUGAAUGCUAUUGGAGUGACGUGGACUAUCUUAGAGCUUCAAAGCCAUUUGGUUGGUCUUAUGCAGUUUCAAAGACAUUGACGGAGAAGGCAGUGCUUGAAUUUGGAGAACAAAAUGGAUUGGACGUUGUGACUCUAAUUCCAACUUUUGUUUUUGGACCCUUCAUUUGCCCAAAGCUUCCUAGCUCAGUCGAAGCUACAUUGAAUUUUGCAUUUGGCAAGAAAGGACCAUUUGGUUUGGUACUUCAGACUCCAAUUGUGCAUGUGCAUGAUGUGGCUAGAGCACAUAUAUUUCUGCUGGAACAUUCUAAUGCAAAAGGGAGGUAUAAUUGUUCAAAAUGUUUGGUGACUCAUGAAAGGAUCUCUGAACUUGUUUCUGUAAAAUACCCAGAAUUCCAGCCAGAGGCAAUAGACCGGUUCAAGAAAAUAGAAGGCAUAAAGAGACCAGAUUUAUCAUCAAAGAAACUCAUAGAUGCUGGAUUUGUGUUCAAGUAUGGAAUUGAGGAGAUGAUUGAUGAUGCAAUCCAAUGCUGCAAGGAAAAAGGGUUACCUAUUAAGUAA